AUGGUUAGAGGUCCAACGUACGACCCGGAAGUUGUCCGGCGAAGGAUUCAUCAACACACCACCAUCAAUAUGGGCAGCUUUUUCGAGUAUUUAGAGCAUUUGAAGAAGGAAUUUCAACAACUACAGACCCAAAACAACAAGUUGAAAAGCGAUAAUGAGAAGAAGGCACAGGAGCUGAACAUGUUUCAAAAGCAGGCUCAAGAAGCAGCGUUACAAAGUGGGAAUCUCCAGGUAGAGGUUGCUCGACAAAGUGAGAUUAAUCGACGUUUGCAACAAGUUAUUCAACAGUAUGCUUUGCAUUUGACGCAGGAACAGCAGCUAAAUUUGGGAAGGCAUAUGGAAAGUGCAAUGAAAGUUAGCACUCAGGUAAGACUUGAAUUUUACAUUGUAUUUAUAGUUUUUUUGCAAAUGUGGUUUUUGAUAAUAGUUUUAUAAUUCUAAAUAGUAUAUGUCUUUUUAUGUUAUGUUUAGGUAUCAAAUUUAAAUUUACUUUAUGUUUAGGUAUAAAAUUUUAGUCCACUUUGAUUUUUAGCUUUUUCAUGGUCUAGAAAUUAAAUCUCUGUUUUGCGUUUUCAAUACUUUAAUAACACCGUUUUGCAAAGCUUUCUUAAACCUCAUUUCCGCUAAAAGUUGCCAAUUUUGUGGCCCUAUCCGAUAAUACGCGGGAACAUAUCUUGUUUAUUACACUGUACCGAAAAUAAGUGGAGGGAUUUGAUCCAUUAGGAGAUAAUCUGCUCGGAAGGGUUAAGAGAAGGCGGAUUAUCUCUUCGUCAAGCCUUUAUGCCUUUGAUUUUCGGCUAAGAGCUGAUGAUCCUUGCGAAGGGUUUGGAAAGUUUGGCUAUAAGCGGAAAUGACAUAAUAAAAUCGAUUUUAUGAUUUUGACAAAAAAAAUUUUAAAUAUCUUUUUUAUUUAGAUAUUAAAUUAACAAUUUAUUUCAGGACAUAAUACAACUUCAACAACAACAACAACUUAUGCAAGCAAUGAGUAGUAUGAGUAAUGUUCCACCCCAAUUAAUGGCCAUGAUGAGCAUGGACAUGAAACCCAACGAUCUUAUGGCACAAUUUGCCGCGAUGCAACAGUUCUCUCCGGCCAACUUAAUGCAGGCACAAGCUGCUAUGGCCCAAAUGGCUCAAAUGAACAUGUUGGGCAACCCAGCAGCAGCUCAACUGAUGGCCGCGGCCGGAUCUAUACCACCAAGUUCAAUGGCCGCGUUACAGCAACAGUCGGGUCAACAAAAGCUUCCAAUGAUAUCGACUCCGAUCAGUACUCACGCUCAGUUGCCGACGACACCAAUGUCAUCGGCUACGAUUGCUGCUCAUAAUGGGGCCGCAUCACCGUUCCAACGGGCCGCUUCGUCUCGCAGUGGAUCGACUAGUGGAACACCUCUGCCUAAACGACCAAAAAUGGAAGAGCCGGUAAGGAUUUGUUAUUUGAUUUUAUUUUGUGUAUGUAAGAGCUAAAGUUAUACGGCUGUGCUAUAUACGUUUACGCGGUUAUUCGGCAAAUUUCAUGGCUUCAUAACAAAGGUUUUGUUACAAAAUCAUUAUGUAUUCGGUUUUAUACUAAUUCUGGCUUCUUCUUUAUUUUUAUAAAUCUUUUUUUUUUGUAGCAGUCCCGUCCCACUUCCAAUUCCGCUAAGUCAGACAAGUCGGAUGAAGGCGGUCUUGUGAUUGAUGUUCAAAACGAAGAUCAACAACAACAACAAAACGGAUUUAUGAACCAAAACGCUAUGAUUCCACCGACAAACGGCAUUAACGGAACGGUGGCCGCAGUCUAA
Messenger RNA from Bursaphelenchus okinawaensis, 1778 nucleotides. The record is from the annotation of a GenBank genome assembly. NCBI's taxonomy places the organism in Eukaryota, Metazoa, Nematoda, Chromadorea, Rhabditida, Aphelenchoididae.